Molecule: messenger RNA, 306 nt
Organism: Dovyalis caffra
Lineage: Eukaryota; Viridiplantae; Streptophyta; Magnoliopsida; Malpighiales; Salicaceae
Source: the annotation of a GenBank genome assembly
AUGGGUGCAAUUUCCUGUUUCCUCAAGUUCAUCUUCAUCUACACCUUGAUUUUCUUACAUGUUUCAGGGAUGGCCUUCGGUGCUUUUCCUUCUAAUAACAUCGAUUACAAGUUGAAGAGAUUGCCAAUAAAAAUGGCAUUACGACAAUCACCAGCUUCGCCGCCGCCUCCUCAGAUUGCUACAAGGCGUGGACCGGGUAAAGAGGCAAGGCCCUGUAAGGGACCUCGAGCAGGCCAGUUCGCUGCCUGUGGAAAAGAUCUGGGCCUCCUCUCUCUAGCUCGUUUAAAUCAAAUUUUCGAAGAUUAG